GCUGCGGAGUGUCUUCAGCGGAGAGGGACGAGGAAGCGAACAUAUUAGUCUAUAAGAUAAACGAGUUGUUUUUUUUUCUUCCAAUUUUAUACCAAAGGAGAUUACUUUAGCGUAAACCAAGAACGAUGACUGGCUCGAACGAGUACAAACUGAACCAGGGACCAGAGGACAGUAUCUCCGCCGUGAAGUUCAGCCCCAGUACAGGCCAGUUCCUUCUCGUGUCCUCUUGGGACUGUACUGUCCGGCUCUACGAUGUGGCAGGCAACUCCAUGAGGAUCAAGUAUUCUCACCUGGCACCUGUGCUGGAUUGUGCUUUCUAUGACCCGACACAUGCCUGGAGUGGAGGCUUGGACACACAGUUGAAAACCCACGACUUGAAUACAGAUCAAGAUACAAUAGUUGGGACACACGACGCCCCCAUUCGCUGUGUGGAAUACUGUCCAGAGGUCAACGUCAUGGUAACCGGUAGCUGGGAUAGGUCAGUCAGGCUGUGGGACCCCAGGACCCCCUGCAACGCUGGCACCUUCACACAACCUGAAAAGGUGUACACCCUCUCUGUGGCUGGUGACCGGCUGAUAGUGGGGACAGCAGGGAGGAGGGUGUUGGUCUGGGACCUGAGGAAUAUGGGCUACGUCCAGCAGAGGAGAGAGUCCAGUCUGAAAUACCAGACACGAGCCAUCAGGGCCUUCCCUAACAAACAGGGCUAUGUCCUGAGCUCCAUAGAAGGACGUGUUGCUGUGGAGUACCUGGACCCCAGCCAGGAAAUGCAGAAGAAGAAGUACGCCUUCAAGUGCCACCGGCUGAAGGAGAACGGCAUAGAACAGGUCUAUCCUGUCAACGCCAUCUCCUUCCACGGGGUCCACAACACCUUCGCUACAGGUGGCUCAGACGGCUUUGUGAACAUCUGGGACCCUUUCAACAAGAAGCGUCUGUGUCAGUUUCACCGCUACCCCACGUCUAUCGCCUCCCUGGCCUUCAGUAACGACGGCUCCACGCUGGCCAUCGCCUCCUCUUACAUGCAGGAGCAGGGAGACAUCAGCCACCCGGAGGACACAGUGUUCAUCCGCCAGGUCACAGACGCAGAGACGAAGCCCAAGUGAGUCGGGACAGUCCUCCUGUCUGAUUCACACCAUGGGGCCCGGUCUGAUUCACACCAUGGGGCCCGGUCUGAUUCUGAACAUCCAGUCCACAUCCCGGUGGUCUUGUCUGGACCGCACCGCCACACUGCCCCUCACACUUGUUUUGGUACAUAUGAAUGGCAGCAUUGACCAGGAGCAGCCAGCUGGUAUUUUAACUGGCCAUCUAGCGCUCUCUCUCUCCCUCUCCCUCUCCAACUUUCAAUAUCCCCGUAGUUGACAGACCGAUGAGGACUUGACAAAAUGGCUGCCUCCUGAUCUGUUCUCUAGCUCUCUCCAACUUUCAAUAUCCCCGUAGUUGACGGACCGAUGAGGACUUGAUAAAAUGGCUGCCUCCUGAUCUGUUCUCUAGCUCUCUCCAACUUUCAAUAUCCCCGUAGUUGACAGACCGAUGAGGACUUGACAAAAUGGCUGCCUCCUGAUCUGUUCUCUAGCUCUCUCCAACUUUCAAUAUCCCUGU
Messenger RNA from Oncorhynchus gorbuscha (pink salmon), 1596 nucleotides. Its product is annotated as mitotic checkpoint protein BUB3. The record is from RefSeq and is a predicted model, not a curated record. Gene Ontology annotation, molecular function: ubiquitin binding. The transcript is spliced from 8 exons. Lineage: Eukaryota; Metazoa; Chordata; Actinopteri; Salmoniformes; Salmonidae. The coding region runs from base 126 to 1100 and encodes 324 amino acids. Gene Ontology annotation, cellular component: bub1-bub3 complex; kinetochore; mitotic checkpoint complex. Gene Ontology annotation, biological process: mitotic spindle assembly checkpoint signaling.